UCACAGGUAUACACUGUGUUCUUGAUCUUUUCUCACUACCCAAUUCGAGCAAUCUAAUUCACAACGCAAAAUCACCAUAAUGGCGCCCACAACAACCAAGCAAUGGACGGUGGAAGGAAAGGACGGGUUUGAAGCGCUCAAGUUCAACGAGAAGGCUCCCAUCCCAGAGAUUGGCGACAAAGAUGUCCUCGUCAAGAUUCACGCCGCGUCCCUCAACUACCGCGACCUGAUCAUCCCCAAGGGCAGAUACCCCUUCCCCGCGAAGGACAACGUCGUCCCAGGAUCUGACGGCGCCGGCACCGUCGAAUCCGUCGGCAAGAGCGUGACCCGCUUCAAGCCCGGAGACAAAGUAGUAACCCUCUUCAACCAAGGCCACAUCGCCGGCUCGCUCGACAUGCAAUCCCUCAGCACCGGCCUAGGCGGCGCCGUCGACGGCACCCUCCGCGAAUACGGCGUCUUCGCCGAACAAGGCCUCGUCGCCAUGCCCACAAACCUAAACUUCCUCGAAGCCAGCACCCUCAGCUGCGCCGCCCUCACAGCCUGGAACGGCCUGUACGGCCUCGAAACCCGCGCGCUCAAGCCCGGCCAAACAGUCCUGACACAAGGCACAGGCGGCGUCAGCAUCUUCGCGGUGCAGUUCGCCAAAGCAGCAGGCGCGCGCGUCAUCGCCACGACAUCAUCCGCGGAGAAAGCAGAGCUGCUGAAGAAGUACGGCGCCGACGAAGUCAUCAACUACAAGGAGACGCCCAACUGGGGCGAGAAGGCAAAGUCGCUCACCCCGGGCCAAGUGGGUGUGCAGCACGUCAUCGAGGUCGGCGGGCCGACCACAAUGGCCCAGUCCCUCAAGGCCGUUGCUAUCGACGGCGUUAUCAGCAUCAUUGGCUUCGUCGGCGGUAUGUCCAAGGACCAGCCUACCUUCCUCGACUGCUUGAACAAUAUCUGCACCGUGCGCGGCUUGUUGGUCGGCUCGCGUCUGCAGAUGGAGGACAUGUGUGCGGCGAUUCAGACGAAUGACCUGCACCCUGUUGUGGAUGAGAAGGUGUUUGAUCUUGAGAAUCUGAAGGAUGCGUACCAGUACAUGUGGGACCAGAAGCACUUUGGUAAGCUGACUGUGAAGGUAGCCUCGUGAGGGCAGCAAGGCCGGUAAGAAUAGCUUCCGUAUAGCAUAGCAUAGCAUAACGAGAAGACUAUUCAUCACGCUCUGCUUGUUCGAGAUCGUGGUGCUGAUUGCGUAUAUUGCGCGUGAAAAUAUACAGCGUCACCUACGCGGAUAGAUGUCGGGCUGAGAAAUCGCAGUGCUUCAAAUCACUAUUCAUUAACCGCCCUGAAAGCACGACUGACAAAUAACUGCCCAACCUCAUAAGUCCUAGAUGAAGUAUUGUCCCAGCAGGCAAACCUGGCUUGGUUGACCUCCUCCAUCCACAUCACAAGAUGGGGAGGUGGAUAUGGAUAUACAGGGGCCAGUCAAUCAGUCUGUCAGUAAACAUAAACACAAGAUACCACAAACAUAUUCAUCAAC
Messenger RNA from Dothidotthia symphoricarpi CBS 119687, 1519 nucleotides. RefSeq lists its product as uncharacterized. Lineage: Eukaryota; Fungi; Ascomycota; Dothideomycetes; Pleosporales; Dothidotthiaceae. The record is from RefSeq and is a predicted model, not a curated record. The transcript is spliced from 3 exons. Gene Ontology annotation, molecular function: oxidoreductase activity. Bases 80 to 1129 code for a protein of 349 amino acids.